AAAUAUACGUGAUAUAACGUAAAAGUAUUAUCAAAAGUUUGAAUUUCGAACGAGACUGAGAAAGUUUUUUUUAAAUGGCGGGUUUAGAAGGCUUGAGUGAUCAUGAUAAGGCCGUGUUGAGGAGUAUUUUCGAUCCCACAGCUACUAUUGCUGAUGUUGAUGUGGAUGAAGACACAUUUGAGGAGGAAGAUGAUGAAGCAACAACCGACGCUGAAAAGCAGUCAGUGCAACUCUGCGCCCAAGGAGUACGAUUAGCCAAUGAAGGCAAACUGGACGAAGCCUUGGAGGUGCUCAGUAAAGGCGUCGAGUUAGCCCCGGAGCGCGCGUCCGCGUACAAUGACAGGGCGCAGCUCUUGCGUCUCAUGAAGAAAGAUGAUGAAGCCAUGGCGGACUUAGACCGCGCACUCCAGCUGACGGCAGGACGAAAAACAAAAGCGCGCGCACUAGCUCUGUGUCAGCGCGGUGUCCUCCUGCGAAAGCGGGGUGAGGAUGCCCGCCCAGCGUUCCUCGAGGCGGCCAAGCUUGGCAGUGGAUUUGCCAAGAAACAGGUGGUCGAGCUGAAUCCCUACGCUGCUCUCUGCAACCAGAUGUUGAGUGAAGUCAUGAGGGGAGGAGAGGUGAAGUUGGCCGGCAUCCCGGAGCCAGAGCAAUAAGGACGGUGGAAUUGAGUAUUUGAAUUCGUAUAUUAUAUAGUCUGUC
Molecule: messenger RNA, 699 nt
Organism: Cydia splendana
Lineage: Eukaryota; Metazoa; Arthropoda; Insecta; Lepidoptera; Tortricidae
Product: tetratricopeptide repeat protein 36
Exons: 4
Coding region: 75-653 (192 amino acids)
Biological process (GO): cilium assembly
Molecular function (GO): protein binding
Source: RefSeq, a predicted model, not a curated record